CUACUGGUGAACACAAAUCGAGAGCGAAGUCCUGGCGGUACAGAUACGACGCUCAUCAAUCCCUGCUUUCUAAAAAGAAUAUCGCCUGUGGUGCGAGAGGAAACGGUUUCGGACAUGGAAUCGGAACCGACAGUAUGGCGUGAGAAUUUUGAGUUGACUGGCGAGGACAAAUUGGAAACCGCUGAUUUAUCCAUAGAGGAAGAGGUACAGUCUAACGGCAAGUAUGAUGUUACCUUAAAAUAG
Messenger RNA from Haemonchus placei, 243 nucleotides. The record is from the annotation of a GenBank genome assembly. NCBI's taxonomy places the organism in Eukaryota, Metazoa, Nematoda, Chromadorea, Rhabditida, Trichostrongylidae.